Messenger RNA from Saccostrea cuccullata (small rock oyster), 406 nucleotides. RefSeq lists its product as uncharacterized. The transcript has a single exon. NCBI's taxonomy places the organism in Eukaryota, Metazoa, Mollusca, Bivalvia, Ostreida, Ostreidae. The annotation marks the transcript as partial. The record is from RefSeq and is a predicted model, not a curated record.
AUGCAUGGGAAAUCUAAUGUAAGCGACACAAAUCAUGGAUCAGCCGAGUACCAACUUGAUGCAUCAGAAAUCAACCAAAAGUUUCUGAACCUGACAGCUGAGGUGGAAAAUCUCAAAAAAGAAACUGAUAUUAUUCGGGAAGACAAACAUCUACUUCAAAACAGAGUAUUCUUUUUGGAAGAGGAGUUGAAACAAAAAGUCCAGAUAUUAUCGACAAUCGAACAAUUUGACAAAAAUCUUACGUAUCGAUUAAAUGAGACAGCAAAGAAAUUGGAGAAUCUUGAGGUAAAGAUGAGGUAUACAAGCCUAUCAUUGCUGGACAUCCAGUCCAUGACCGAAAAAUUGAAUGGUUCUUUAGUCAAAUACAUCGAAGAUAAAUUAAACAUUACUGAUGAGAAAUUAACGA